Molecule: messenger RNA, 438 nt
Organism: Macrosiphum euphorbiae (potato aphid)
Lineage: Eukaryota; Metazoa; Arthropoda; Insecta; Hemiptera; Aphididae
Source: the annotation of a GenBank genome assembly
AUGACCGAAAAGGAAAAUAUUAAGUAUGUACAGCUUCCAAAAUACUUUGAUGUACGCUGGACUGAGUUCACGUACAGCCUGUUAUUUGGAAUAUUGAAAAAUUGGAGAGUACUUGUCAAAUAUUUUAUUUUCAACCGUCAAAAUAAUAUAAAAGAUUCUAAAGCUGUUGAUUUUUACAAAAUUCUCACCGACAUAAACAAAUUGAAGUUAUUGUGUUUUCUUGCAGAUCUAGGGUACUUGUACACAAGGUUUCAAAAACAAAUUCAAAGUGAUGGCUUAUUAAUAUUUGAUAUCGAAGCUAGAAAAGAUGGUUUAAAGAAAAAUAUAGAACAGUUAACUAACUCUCCACUGAUUGUUGGUUGGGAAUAUAUGUUAACUCAAGAAAUUGUGACUGAAUAUGAACCAAGUACAGAUACCACUAAGAUAAAACUUAAAUAA